This is a messenger RNA of Onychomys torridus (southern grasshopper mouse), 1479 nucleotides long. Its product is annotated as UDP-glucuronosyltransferase 3A2-like. Gene Ontology annotation, molecular function: UDP-glycosyltransferase activity. The record is from RefSeq and is a predicted model, not a curated record. NCBI's taxonomy places the organism in Eukaryota, Metazoa, Chordata, Mammalia, Rodentia, Cricetidae.
GGUGGAAGCCAUUAUAUGGUGAUGAACCGUUUGUCACAAGUUCUUCAAGACCAUGGCCAUAAUGUGACCAGUUUGCUUAAUGAAAUGGUUUUUACCCCAGAAUUUAAAGAGGAGAAAACAUCAUACCAGGUUAUAAACUGGCACCUACCUGAAGAUCAGCAAAAGGAAAUUGAUAAAAGAAUACAACUCACUGCAGAAGAAUUCUUAGCUUAUGACAGAUUCAAACAUCACACCAUUGUAAAGCUUUAUGAAACCUUUGCGGACUUAUGCAGUCACUUACUAAGCAGAAAGGACAUCAUGGACUCUUUAAGGAAUGAGAAUUUUGACUUAGUACUUCUUAAUUCAUUAGAUCUUUGUUCUUUACUGCUUGCUGAGAAGCUUGGGAAACAAUUUGUGGUCUUCCAUCCCAUGCAAUCUACCUCUAUGGACUUUAGGCUACCAAGAGACUUGUCUUAUGUUCCAAUAUACGGUUCCAGGUUAACUGACCAAAUGGACUUCUGGGCCAGAGUGAAGAACUUCCUGAUGUUCUUUGAUUUAUCCAUGAAGCAAAGAGAAAUAUUUUCUCAUUAUGACUGCACUAUCCAGGAGCAUUUUGGAGAAGGCUCUCGGCCAGUUUUAUCUGACCUUCUACUGAAAGCAGAGCUGUGGUUUGUUAACUCUGACUUGGCCUUUGAAUUUGCUCAUUCCCUGCUUCCAAACACAGUCUAUGUGGGAGGCUUAAUGGACAAACCUAUUAGAUCAAUACCUCAAGACUUAGAGGAUUUUAUCAUUAAGUUUGAAGACUCAGGUUUUGUCCUUGUGGCACUGGGCUCCGUAGCAACCCUGUUACAGACAAAGGAACUUAUUAAGGAGAUGAACAGUGCCUUUGCUCACCUCCCGCAAGGGGUGCUGUGGACAUGUAAGAAUGCUCAUUGGCCCAAAGAUGUCAGAAUGGCUCCAAAUGUCAAAAUCAUGGAUUGGCUUCCCCAGACUGACCUUCUGGCUCAUCCUAGUAUUCGUCUUUUUGUCAACCAUGGGGGAAUGAAUAGCAUAAUGGAGGCCAUCCAGCAUGGAGUACCCAUGGUGGGGAUUCCCUUUUUUGGAGACCAGGCUGAAAACAUGGUCCGAAUAGAAGCAAAGAAAAUUGGUGUUUCUGUUCAGCUAGAGACACUCAAGGCAGAGACAUUUGCCCGUACACUGAAAGAAGUCAUGGAAGACAAGAGGUACAAGUCUGCAGCAAUGGCUGCCAGGGCCAUCAGGCGCUCCCACCCCCUGACACCUUCCCAGCGUCUGGUGGGCUGGAUUGACCACAUCCUACAAACAGGGGGAGGAGCACAUCUCAAGCCCCAUGGCUUUCAACAGCCAUGGCAUGUGCAGAACCUGCUGGAUGUCCUAGUGUUCCUGUUGGGGCUCACUCUGGGCACCUUGUGGCUGUUGAAGAAAAUGCUGGGCUUGUUGCUCAGGUCCCUGGGUGUGGCCAGGAAGGAAAAGCAGGCAUAA